AUGAGCUACGAGGAGGCCGUACAGUCCGCACCACUGCACGUGACCGAUGAGGACUGGCGGAUACUCUGCGAUAGGUUUUUGUCUGAUUCUUUUCAGAAGAGGAGCAAAAUAAAUUCUGACAAUAGAGGAAAGUUAGAAGUGAACCACGUAGCUGGUUCAAAGUCAUUUGUACGACUUCGUCACGACAUGCGAGAUUCCAUCACUGGCCAGGAGCCCGGACCAGUAGACUUCUACAAAGGGACUCACUGUCGGCAGUCGACAGGAUCUUGGGUACAUCCUAGAGCCAGCGAGAUUUGGGAUGAGAUGAACACCUUACGCAGUCAGCCCACUCCCGAUGGUACUCGCGGAGUUCCCUUGAGCUUCAGCUUCAAGAAUGAUUGCCUCGGAGAAUCGGAUACUGGAAACUAA
This is a messenger RNA of Magnolia sinica, 408 nucleotides long. RefSeq lists its product as uncharacterized. The record is from RefSeq and is a predicted model, not a curated record. NCBI's taxonomy places the organism in Eukaryota, Viridiplantae, Streptophyta, Magnoliopsida, Magnoliales, Magnoliaceae. The transcript is spliced from 5 exons. Bases 1 to 408 code for a protein of 135 amino acids.